Messenger RNA from Chroicocephalus ridibundus (black-headed gull), 14067 nucleotides. RefSeq names its product synaptotagmin 10 (gene SYT10). Gene Ontology annotation, cellular component: plasma membrane; exocytic vesicle. Gene Ontology annotation, molecular function: calcium-dependent phospholipid binding; calcium ion binding; phosphatidylserine binding. Bases 151 to 1719 code for a protein of 522 amino acids. NCBI's taxonomy places the organism in Eukaryota, Metazoa, Chordata, Aves, Charadriiformes, Laridae. The record is from RefSeq and is a predicted model, not a curated record. The transcript has 7 exons. Gene Ontology annotation, biological process: cellular response to calcium ion; calcium-ion regulated exocytosis; regulation of dopamine secretion.
UUCGGAUGAGAGCGCGGGUUCACUCGCUCCGCGCCCGCCGCUCCGCUCCCGCCGCCGCCGCUCCGCUCCCCGCGGGAGGUUGCGCGGGUCGGGCGCGGAGCCGUCCCGCGCCGGCCAUGGCCUAGCGGGCGGCCGGGGCCGGGGCAGAAGAUGAGUUUCCCCGCGGAGGACGGCGUGGGCAGCCUCUGCCACAAGGCGCUGCAGAUCAUCUCGGAGCUGUGCCUGGGCGGGCAGGUGGAGCGGGAGAAGUGCGCCGGCAUCUUCCCCUUGGAGACCGCCCGUCAGGGCAUCGGCGGCACAGACAUCUCAGUCAGUCUGUUAGCAGUAGUCGUCAGCUUCUGUGGGCUCGCCUUGCUGGUAGUCUCGCUUUUUGUCUUUUGGAAGUUGUGUUGGCCCUGCUGGAGAAGCAAACCUCUCACUUCCAAUGCCAGUAAUGUCCCUCAGAGCAACUCCAGUGUUCCUACGGAGGUUUUUGAGACCACUGAGAAAAAGGAAGUUAAAGAAAAUGGAAAACCUACUACAAAGGUACUUGAAGCUGCAUUGAAAAUUAGCCACACUUCACCUGAUAUACCAGCAGAGGUCCAGAACGCACUGAAAGAGCAUCUGAUCAGACAUGCACGCAUGCAGAGGCAGAUCACUGAGCCCACGUCCUCAUCAAGGCACAAUUCUUUCAGGAGGCACUUGCCAAGGCAGAUGCAAGUGUCCAGUGUUGAUUUUAACAUGGGGACAGAUCCGAUUUUGCAAAGGGGAGAGACGACAACCAGCAUUGGGAGAAUAAAACCGGAACUCUACAAACAGAAGUCUGUGGAUUCUGAUGGGCAACAAGAAGAUGUGAAAACAUGUGGAAAACUUAACUUCACUCUCCGGUAUGAUUAUGAGAAUGAACUUCUGGCUGUCACAAUUGUCAAAGCCUUAGAUCUACCUGCUAAAGACUUCACAGGAACAUCCGACCCCUACGUUAAGAUUUAUCUGCUUCCAGAUAGGAAAAAGAAGUUUCAGACACGAGUUCACAGAAAGACAUUAAAUCCUGUCUUUGAUGAAACCUUUCAGUUUCCUGUAGCCUAUGAUCAACUCAGCAACAGGAAAUUGCAUUUCAGUGUUUAUGAUUUUGACAGAUUUUCUAGACAUGACAUGAUUGGGGAAGUUAUUCUUGAUAACCUUUUUGAAGUCUCAGAUCUCUCCAGGGAAGCCAAUGUAUGGAAAGACAUCCACUGUGCCACCACAGAAAGCAUAGAUUUGGGUGAGAUCAUGUUUUCCCUUUGUUAUUUGCCUACUGCUGGGAGAAUGACGUUAACAGUCAUCAAAUGUAGGAAUCUCAAAGCAAUGGAUAUAACUGGCGCAUCAGAUCCAUAUGUCAAAGUGUCACUGAUGUGUGAGGGUCGAAGACUGAAAAAGAGGAAAACGACCACGAAGAAGAACACGCUCAAUCCUGUUUAUAAUGAGGCCAUCAUCUUUGAUAUCCCUCCAGAGAAUGUGGACCAGGUCAGCCUCUCCAUUGCAGUGAUGGAUUACGAUCGAGUAGGGCACAAUGAGGUCAUUGGGGUAUGUCGGACAGGAAUUGAUGCUGAAGGGCUUGGAAGAGAUCAUUGGAAUGAAAUGCUGGCUUACCCACGUAAACCAAUAACUCACUGGCAUCCACUAGUAGAGUUACCUGGCCGAGCAACCAGUUUUGAUAGCCAGGGAUCUUGUUCAUCACCAAAACCACCGCUUACGCCCUAGGGAACAGGAGUGGAUUCAUCAUGUCCAGUGUUCAAAGCUCCCUUGUAGCUCACAUCUACAUAAAAAGAAGGUUUGGCUUCCGCAGAUGAACUGUAUCCAUAUUUUUUUAUUAAAACACAUUUUUCCUAUUCUGAGUCUUAUAUUACAGUUUAUAAUAAUUUCUUAACUUAUGAAUGAAGUUGACUUGAGCCAAAUAUAAACCUUCCUCAUACAAAUUCAUUCACCUGUUUUCUUGCUGGCAUAUAACCAGUGUUAUAUCCAAGCAGUGUUUUGAUAUGACCUAUAUCUUUGCUUAGACAAAGAAAUCAGAAAAAAAACCCACAAACCCUUAAGCAAUUCAAAAUCACUGCAGGUUGUAACGCCUAAUUCUUUUGAGAAAGAGCAAAUAGUCAUAUAUAGCUCAUGUAGUAAAUUUCUUCUAAAUUGCACUAAAUCCUGUAUGACUUCUCAAGAUAAUACUUCAAACCGAAUGUUGCAUGAUAAACCAACUGUUGUCAUGUUUUGACUGUUUGGAAAAUCAGUUCAUUCCUUGGGCAGGGAGGAAGGGCUGAUCAAAAGCCCACUGAAGCCAAUGAGAAGGACCUUACUGGCUUCACUGGGUUUUAGUUCAGCCUAUAUGGAACAGGUCUCACAACUGGAUCUAUGCAGGUAUAAUCUUCCAGCAACCAAGAUGCCGGCUGUCCCUACGGGAACUCCUUAGCCUGUCCAGCAAAACAACCAGCCACGCACGCCCAGGAAGGUGGCUGUACUCUGUGGCUGCUUUGCUUCAGCUACCCACCAGCUGAUGAAGAGCGAGUCUGGAUGUCUCUGCAUGGCACCGAGCAGUGCAUGUACGGGUAUCGUUGUGGGAAACUAAUGUCUGCAAUGAGUUGUGUGGAAGUCAAUGCAGCUCCGCAGAGAUGUAGGUGUCUCCUGAUGAGGUGCAUCCAGCCCCUUCAAAGGAGCCCAUUUGCUGCUGGCAUCAUGCAGUCCUUACUUGAUCUUUACGCAGGUCCAACUGUAGAUGAGAGAAUGCUCUGAAGUAAAGGAAUUGAUUAAGUGUAUUUCAGCUGUUCGAAAUAAUGACCAAAAACUGCAGUUACGCACAAUGGUUUUCUGAUUCUUGAUUUAAUGUGACAGUAUUAGAUUUCUUUGAAGUUAUUUUGACUAAGUGCAUAGCUCAUGUGGAAUAGUUUCUGGUCCCUGGCUGCACGCCUCUAGAAUUAUAUGCUAAAUAUGAAUUUGAGAUAUGUUUUGUGUCAAUAUAUGGAGAGAGAUAAAUUGAAAUGUCACAAUUUUAUAAACUAGUAAACUCAUUUAUUAGGAUACAUAGUGACAGCAAAUGCAAAAAACCUAUUGGCUGAAGUGAGCUGCUUUAGAAACUGUAAGAGAACUACACAUUAUUUUGUGGAUUUAGCUCUUUUUAACACUGCAGUUUACCUCAAUCAGAUAGUUAUUUUUGUUUGUUUGUUUGUUUUCUGGGUUUUUUUCUUUCUGUGAAGAACAUGGCAAAGACUGCAUGAUUGGGGCUGAGAUUUUGAAAGCUGAACUGCAAAUAGAAAAAAGUUGAGGUGGUGGCUCUUUUUGUAUCUUUGUAAAGUAAAAAGAAAACUGAGAAGGUAAUAUUUUCCAAAACAGCAUUUUUAAGGAAGAAAAGUGUCAUACACGACAAAAAUGCCAAUGGAAGAUUGGUUUAUGAUGAUCGAAGAAUUUGUGAGAAUUAAUCUAGUUAUGAAGGGAAAAGGCAGUUUAGACAGACUUCUGAAGAACUGUUUUGUCUUGAUUAGCUUGGCCUGGUUGACACAGAAUACAUUUAUAAAGGUCCGGUCCCUCCAUUCUGCUAACUAAUCUCUAAGACAGUCAAAUACGCCUUCAAGUGUCUUAACGGCUCCAGGAAAUUUAGGAAGGCUGGUCUUAACAUUACAGGUGUUUCUAAGGCAAAAAAGGAGGCAUGUUUUAUACCUUGCCUUCUGUGCCUACAAACACAGCAAGCAAGCAAAGAAAUAAAUAAAUCUUUCAGACAUUCUUUUCAAAUUAAAAAAGAAAAAAAAAGGAAAAAGAAAAAAAAAAAGAAAAGGCUCCAACCCAAGUUUUUGAAUGUCCAUUCCAGAUUGCUAUUUAUGGCCUCUAGACAGAAACAGUUUUUCCCAGAGAGGGUUGGUAAUGCUGAACACUGAUCCUCCCUGCUCAAGAUUGUAUUUUCAUCACCAUAAAUACAGCUCAGCCUUGCAGAAUUUCAUUCCUGCAUUUGCUCUGGGUGAGUAAUUUUUUAAAUUGUAGAACAAGCUCUCCUCUGUGGGGUUUUUUUCCUCCCAUCAUUGUUAUCAUCAUGAGAUUCUGUGGCCUAGAUCAUCUACAUCAUGAUUUUGCAAGGUUGAUAUAGAAACAGAUAUAUAGAUAUAUAUAUAUAUGUGGAGACUGAAAACCUAUUUUGUGUAUACAUUUGUCUUAAUAGAAAUUAUAUCAGCAGUGGCCUUUGUGGCCUAGAAAAUACUUUUUGUAAUGUGGUACUGUAACAGUUAACUAAAUAUUCUUUGCACUUUUUUGCACCUAAUAUCCAAAAAGCUAAGAAUUUCACGAUCAAAUGUAGCAUAAGUGUUCAGCAAUGAGCAACAUAUUUUUAACUAUUUUGUUGUUCUCUAUGAGUAUCCUGUAUGUUUCAUCAUAUGUAGAAGGGUAGUUCGAGAUUUGUUUUCUUCAAUUUAAAUUGUUGUCAAACACCAAAGGAAUAAUAGCUGAGUUUGUGCCCUCUUGUUGUGUUAUUUUUGGUAUUGUUAAUAACAAUAGUGAAUGACUUCUGUGUCUAAACUUGACUUAUGGGUGCUCUGCAUCUAGCAUAAAAUCAGGCUGCAAAAUUAUCAGGACAUCUAACUUCAAAAAUUAUUCCUUAAUUAAUUAUUUUGAGUCCCUUAUCAGUGAUUAAUAGAAUUAAUGCAAAAGAUUAUUUUUUUUCCACUGCUUGCUUAGCUAUCUCACAAAAUAGGGUACAUAUUUGGUAUAGCCAACCCAUUGGCUUUAGAGCCUGCUUCACAAGUUACUCUCUGAGCGUACUCACAGAAGCACCAAGUAAAAGCUUAGCACAGUUUUAAUCAUUGAAUAUAUUGCUUUAUUAAUCUCUUAAUGAAGAAAUAUAAAAUAUUUUAAUUUGUAGAAGUUGUAAACUCCCUGCUUCCAUCCUGAAUGGUUUUUUUGUUGCUUAUCCACAUUUCUGCCAUAUCACAAACAUUAGCCUAAUUUGAGCAAAAUCAAAUCUGGCAAAUGGUUUGUGUAAAAUAUAUUGCAGUAAUUUUACAACAGUUUUAAAAAAUCACGUUCCUAAAUGCCUGAGUUAUUUUAUUGAAAUGAUUUGCUGGAAACAGUAGCAGUACUUAAUAAGAAUUGUAUUUUGCACUGCAGAGCUUUUUUAUAUUUUCACAACAGUAAACCACGGAACUGUACAGAGAAAGUACAUGAUGGAUUAAGUGGUUCCAGGGGAGCUGUUAAAUUUUUGUAUUUAUUUUCAAUAAUGCACUGUAAAGUGAAAAAGCCCACAUACAAAUGUAUCUAAUGAGCCAUUCCAGUCUUUUGGGUAAAUAUUGUUUUCAAGCAACUGUUUCCCUUCCCCACAUUAAAUAAGUUUUCAGGGACCAUUAGAUUUGCUCUAAGCAACCAUAAAAUUGUUAUUAGGUCUAUGCAAAAUGUUAAGUAGGACCCUAAACCACAGGUAGAUUUAGGAUUCUAGUGGCACUGCAGACAGUAGUGUAGGUGAGCACAUGCUCAAUAAGAUGUAGGUCACGUAUUAUAGUCCGUGAUCUCAGCUUUAGAUCACUCUAUCGCAUACUUCUGCCGAUAUGGCCUUUCCCCUCACGCUCCCAGCAAGUAACCAUCUCUUUUCCCACCAUCUUUUAUCUAUGUUGGGCUUCUGUUCAAGCAGUAGAGACUUGACCCUAACUUUUGUCUGCAGUGCUGAAAGCUGACUCCUGGCCUUAAAAAAGUAGUAAGAUGAAACCUGUGUGGUCUUGACCAAAAGCUGUAGGAUAGCUACAUCACUCAUUUUCGUUCUACAAACUGCUGUGAAGGAAAUAAUUUCCCUUUUCCACAGUCCCUUAUGAUCAUCAGACAUUCAGAAAUCAGUAAUCCUGGUUUUUUGCUUCUAGCAAGCAUUAAAAGAGCAGUAUACAUACCUCCGGGGUGUGUAUAUUGGUCAGGGACAGAGAAAGUGGCCAGAACCAAUAAGAUAAAACAAAACUUAGUAUAUCAGGACAAAAGUUCCCCUGCAAAAUUUCUUCUUCAAUAUAUGGAAUUGUUCUGACUUCUUAUGUUUAAGUAACAAAACUAUACAUUUUUCUUGAAGAAUCACAACCGCAUUCGAUAUUUUUGAAGAAAAUUUUGAGCAAACAAGAACUGGUUUGGUUGGAUUGACUUUUUCCAAGGGAAAAGCAAUUGCUUCCUCAUUUCUUUCUAUGGAUGCAUUUUUCAAGCAAUACUAAGAAAACUUUAAGUUUCCAAAAAAGAAUUAUUUGUUCCAUCCAUUUCUCCGAUUUCUCAGUUUUUUUAAUUGGCUUCAAUGUCAUCCUUUUGAAAGUUUUUAACACAAUGAUGCACAACAAAUACAUGAUAGUCUAUUUCCAAGAUUAUUUUGCUAUGUCUUUUUAAUCAAUUAACUGCUUGUAUCCUAUAAACUUUUGUAUGUACUAACUUUUUAUUACACUCCAUUAAUUUAACAAGCUUUAUACACCUGAAAUCAUUUGACUAUAUUUUUAAAGUGUGUAAACAUUUAAAAGAAGAGUAACUAUUUUAGAACUCAGUAGUAGAGUUCUCCUGCUGAAAAUGUCAAAUUUUUCAGAGAUCCGUAAAUGUGCCUGCAAAAUUUGAAAACCACCUUAUUAGAGCAUGCAAAAACCUAGAUUUGCACAUACAAGUAUUUGCACUUGCGAAAUGUAUAAUUAUUAUUUAGCACUUCUAUUACAACAGAACACCCACACCUAAUCAGAAAUAUGUUCCAAUUUGUGAUAAAUACUGAACAAAUCUGUACUGAAUGACAGUUCCUUGACCUGAAAAGUACAUAUGACUUUAUUUCUACAAAUGAAUAUGCUUGAAAAUUCAGUAGGUGUUAAAAUAUGACUUAUAUGUUAAUUAGACAGUGAGGUGACUUUUGGACAAAGCUCAUGUAAUGUCUGGUAGACCAUCCAAAAUAUGGAUAAAAUAUAGUAUAUAUGACAGGAAUAUUAAUGUAUGUUUUGAUGGAAAAUUUUCUCUCUCAUUCACACCACAGCUGAGACUCGGUUUAACCCUUUGCUCAAGAUUGACUUUCACUUAGCUUCUGAGGCUUGCCAGUCUAAACUGAGCUCUCUGGUGUCAGAAAAUAGCUAAAUCACGGCACGGAGCAGACCGCAGAGCUAAGAAAGACAAAGGAAAGCAUGGCAGUAGGCGCACAGCUAUUCAAUGCAGGGGCAAACACUCUGAAAUGAAAAUCCUCCUUUCAAAAUCGGUAAUCAUUACAAUACUCACAGUCCUUGUCCUUUCUUUCUGUACUGUAAUGCAGGAAGAAAGAAGGGUGUUCCUGAAGAAGAGUCAGCAUUAGGUAUAGGAGUUAAUCGAGGUGCUGAUCACAGCCAUUUGCCAUUUCUAAGGCAAAUAAUACCUUAACUCCAAAAAAUGUCUUUUGUUUACUCGUCCAAAUUAAUAUAUAUCUCCUGCACAAUUCCCCUUUUCCUUAGCCCCAGCUGGAAACUGGUGGCUUUUUAAAAGCACGCAGGAAACCAAGAGCUGGAACUCUAAGGGAGAAGUGAAGCUGCAGGUGGGAUUUAAAUAUCACAGGGGAAUCUGGCCAGGAAAAUGGAACUAACACCUUCAGCCUUGCACUGAGUGCUAGGGGAUGCUUGAUGAUAGCAAGUGCUCAGGGCUGUGAUUUUAUGUUUUAUCUGAUAGUACCUCUACAAUGUUGCUGUUGCUGGGAAACCUCUUCUUUACUGGCUCAGAGAGGAGAAUGCCUCUGGUAUUGCUAUGUAAAAUUUUUCCACCCAAGCAUAGACUGCGACUCUUAUGUUACAUGGGACUCAGUCCUCAGGAAAGGCACAAAGCGUGUUAAAUUUGCAGAACAGGAAAAAUCAAUUAAAGCUUUGCGCUGUACCAUCAUGAGGACUAUUCACUUUGUUGAUACUAAGGGCAAGCGUUGGUGCCUUAUCCAUCCAAGGGAGGACAUUUCGUACAGUGCUCUGUAUUGCAAAGCCCCUGUUGGUGAGCCAUGUCAGCACUACUGAAGACCCUCUGUAUCAACACUGUCAAAAUAUAACUAAUAAAUAUAAAUACAGGUUACAUAAGUUAUCAGAGUACCAAAGCUCUCUGCGGUGGGGAAGGCAUACCGGCUCCCUGAUACAUAAUUCAAGACAGUGUGCUCUGAAAGCUGGAUCUGCAGGAAGUCACAUAGCUGCUGCGAUGAAAGUGGAACUGCUCUGUAAUAAUUUAUAAAUACAAUAGGUUGACUUGGCUAUUGGUCUUGAAUUAGGUGAGUUCAAUAAGUAGGCAUUAGGGGAAAAAGAACAACAGGCAGAAAAUGUUUGACAAGGGAGCGCCUCUUAGAAGAAAGUGAGAUUUACAGAACGUUAAUGUCCAUCCUGGUGGCCCGGGAAAUUCUACUGAUGCUACAGUCGUCUGAAAAAUGCAUCUCAUCUAAAAUGGUGAAAACCCAAGCAGGCAUAGGAAAAGAAAGCAUGGGAAUGAUCAAGAGAUCUGUUUCAGGAUAGACAAGAUUUUUGUCUAAGCAGGCUGGGGUGCAAGCUGAUGCUAUAGUUUACAGAGAAAUUAGGCUGGGUUACUUUCCCAUUAAUGGAUGGGAAAGCUUGACGCGGGACAGGUAUGCAUAUAGACUGUUAUUUAAAAAUCCACUUAUUUGAAAUAUUUAAGCUUACAUAUUUUAACUUAAAUAUUUAAAUAGCAUUCUUUUUUUAAUGAAGUGGAGUAUUCACGGACUCCCUGAAAGAAAAGUUGCAAAUCCAUUCAGACUGUCUGGGCUAGCACAGUUACUACAGACACAGGCAGUGUCCCAGAGCCCAGCAAUAAUUACAGGAGAAUUGUGAAAUCCUGCCUCUCCGCUGGAUAGGAGAAGUCAGGAAGCCUGACAUGAAAAGAGAACUGAAGACAGACCUAGGAAAGGAUGAAGGCAUAGCUAUUUCAUGACAACUUCAGAGUUCACAGGGAGCUUUGCCACUCAUUCGCUACCCAGGGCACAGCAGGAGUGCCAGCAACAUGUUUUCAUUGCAGCAACCUACCCUGUAUACAGUUUUCCCCUCCCUCAAAAUACAAGCAUAGAAAUGCUUUGGAAAGACCGAUGUCUUAAAUAGUUUGGGAUCUUUUCUUACCUUAGACAUUCAAACCCCUGAGGUAAGGCAAAUCUAUCUGUGCAUCUACUCACGAGGGAAAAAAAAAAGGAGGAAAAUCAAAACUUUCAGUAAAAAUAAAUAAAGCUUUAGAGCAUGCCUUAAAGUUGCUUUCUUGUGUAGAAGAGUGUAUAAAUUUAGUACUGGAUAUCUGGAGACCUCUUAGGGUUAAAUAGAAAGGCUAUUAUAUAUUUCCUAUUAUAAAACAAUAUAUUUCUGCAGGUACAGAAUUCUUACUUGCCUGGUCCCUGUGUGAUUCCUAAUAUCAGAGAUGUUCUAACAAAUGAUUGUCAACAUAACAGACAAGGCAUUUUAGACAGUUAAGAUUAACAUCACCAUAAAGGAAUCCAUUUUUCAGGGUGGUUUCUAGGCAAAUUUCAGGGGAGGGUUGUUAGUUGUUUUUGUGAACAAAUACAUUUCUAUAAAUAUAGUCUACAAGAGGAGGGAGAAAAAGGGUGGAAUUUUUUUUUUUUUUCAAUAUACUAUGAGUUGAGACUGAUAAUUGCAUCAGAAGAGAAGAGGAUAGAACAAGAAGAUAUUUAAAAACUUUUGUGGCAUCUGAGCCAUGAACAUGAGAGAAGAGAGGAGGGGGAAAGCCUAUUCAUCAUGUAAAGAGCUCUCCAGAAAAAACCUGUUAAAAAAAAAAGUGGAAAAUAUAAAAAGGGGGUGAAUUGAGAGGGUGAAUUGAGAGUAUUUUCAGUAGUCAAAAAUGUGUGUGUAGCAAACACUUCCAAAGAAAGAAAGAGAUUUUUGAUGUAAUUCCCCUACCUCUUAUCUUGUACAGCCAUUUGCAAGCUCACAAGGGUAGUGGGAGCCAUGUUGCAGAAUUUGGGUCUGUUCUUAAAAUAGAAACAGCCCUCUGCCCUACAGAUCCUGAUCCCAGAGGAUUCACAGUGCAAAGAGCACUGGUAGCUGCUCAUAGCUCCUCCUCCCCCUCCGAUCUUUCUCAUACAGCAUACGAGGCAAAGGCAUGUGCUCAGAUGCGUUCCUCUCUAGAUGCUCUAAUGGUCUCCUAUUUAUUCACACUUGGCAUAGGUUGGGAAAUCUCCAAUAGGUGAAAAAUCAUUUUUAUAUAAUGUCAUCUCUUCACAUUUUCAAAGCUUCUGACAAUCAGUACUUGAAUUACCAAUAGGAAACACCUCUAAAAAUGCUGCUGGGAUACACAAGGUAUUGGUUUUGUUUUCAUGUCAAGCCUAAACUAAUGUCACACAACAGUGGAGGAGUCACUGGGCUGUUGCAGGUGCUAAUUCUCCGAUGACUCACAAAACUGAGGUCGUGAUUAUGGUGUAUUUCUCACUUAAUAUCCCACAGGUCUUUGUGUAUGAAUAGGGUCCUGGAACUGAUGUUCCAGACAAGUCCCAUCUCCUCCUGUUCUUACUAUUCAUGGAGGUUCGGCUGAAUAAUGAACUCUUAUUCCUUUGUCCUAAAUUGUCACAUAGCACUGGGUGUACUCUGAUUGUUUCACCCUGGGAGUAGAUGCCUCUUACUGAAAAUCACUGAUCAAUAGAGGACCAUUGCUUCCCUCACCGCGUUUUUUUGAGGCUUAAUUGCAUAAUAAUAGUUAUGAGGGAAAUGAGUGCAUAGUUGACCAAGACAUAGCAUUGCCAUCUGUAGUUAUUUCUGGCAAAUGGGUAUGUGUGGGUGGGUGUGUCUUUCUUCUUUAUGUAAAUGGAAAUUUGGCUACCACAGGAAAUGAAAAAGGAGAUUUCAUAGACUCUCCAAAGAGCACUUUACUCUCUUACACUUAUUCCUUUCAAGCUUUAUAUAGUAUAAGUGUUUAACGAUCCUAAUUAUCCUUAUAGCACAAGAACUUGAUUCAUCUAUUUAAAUCUACAACCUUUUCAGUUCUUAGUCCACCAAGGUAACUUUGGGCCAGAGAAUCAAAAUCACUAAUGAAAAAGUAUAGCUGUAUCUUAGCCAGCAACUGGAUCUGCAUAGCUAGACUUUUUCUGCAUUAUUCGGAAAGGGAGCCUGGCACUAUUGCACUUUAGCUACUUGCCAGUAGCAGACAGACAAUUGUAGGUCAUAGCCAGGUUUCAGAGAAGCUCUGAGGAUUAACCUCUAAAAUCUUGGGUCUAAUUCUGCAUGCCCUCCAGAAACAGGGCAGCCUAUGAAGUCAAAGAGCAGUCCUACCUUAAGAGGGCUCGAUAACGAGCAAUCUGUGGUGAGAAAAGAGAUUUCAUUCAAAUUAUUCCAAGGCAUCUUUUAGAAUAUUUUGCAUCGUGUUCUGUACUGUUCUUAAAAAUGAAUUUUUUCUUAAGGCAAAACUUCAUAAUUGAAUCUCUAGCAGGGCAAAAAGUGGUACUAAAGUACCAGUCUACUCAUGCACUGAAAAUAAUAUUGACGCAAAAAAAUUAAAAAGCCUUUUAGCAAAAAUAUCUGUGGCAGCAAAAUAUAAAGAUGCUGAUGAAAAGACAUUUUGCUUUUUCUGUGGUUUUUUUUUUCUUUUUUUGAAAUAGAAUUAGAAUAAUUCACCUAUCUUUUUUGGGCUAUCUCAAGAAAAACAUAAAAUGGUAAAUGUACCUAAUGUAGCUUUAAUAUUUAUUGAAAUAAUAUAGCACAAAAAAAGUUAUUAAAUUCAGCCUUUUAAUCUGUAGUUUUAACAAUACACAUUUAUACAUUUUGCAUUGCUACAAAAGCUUACCAAAAUCUAUUCAUUACCUUAUUUCCAAUAUAUAAGAAUUAUAACAUGCUUCCAAAAGGAACUUUGUUUUAGGUCUAUCACUUGCUACUUUAUAUGACAAUUGUUCUUGUGUUAAUUAAAAUAAAAAUAUUUUUUUAUUAUCAUGGCAAUAGUCCAUUAAGUAUAUCCAGCAAAAUUACUCUGUAGGUCUUUUUAAUAUGUCAUUUCAUUUCAAAGCACAGCAUUACACGCUUGACCAGCCCACCAUUGAAAUCGAGCAGAAGCACUGCUAUUGAUUUCAUUGGCUUUGCUUCAGGUUGCAUUUGAUGAUGCAUCGCAGCAUCUUAUGAAAUGAACCCGGAAAGGAGCCUCAAGGCAAGCAGAAUGAAUUCUCUUAUAUCCACCAUGGAUGUUUGUGGCUUGCUGACAAUUUCGACUACGUUAAAAGUCUUCAGUGCAUCUCUAGGGUAUGAACUAUUAUUGCAAAUGCUGAUUUUACUAAUACCAGUAAGAAAUAUGAGCCUCAGCUGCCUGAUUUGUUAAAUAAAAAUGCCUGGUCUCUGUAGUCAGGCAUGGAGGUCAGAUGUAUUUUUACUAGAUUUUUCCUUUGUAAUGGUGGCCUACAGUUUUCCACAAGAUGCUGUCUUGUUAUUGAAGCUCAGAGGGUGUCUGUAUAGACUAAACCUUUAAUACGUAACACUUAGAUAGUCCUGUUGCACAACAGACAUAAAGCACUUCUUUUCACUCUAUAUUUCUAUGGAAAAAUAUUGAACAAAAUUUACUUUUGUUAAAUAAAUAGAAAACUAUUUCUCAAGGAAAGGAAAAAGUAUAGAUAUAUAUUUCAUAUUGUUUCUUGUUUCUUUUUCUUCCGAGUGUGAGUCUACAUUCUUUCUAUUCUUCUCUAUUUAGGUGAGUAGUCUCAGUAGGAUACAUUGGACUUACAUGCAUACGUCUAAGGAUGGGAUAUGGCUAGUUCUCUACCCUACAAGUAGGCACUGUUGGCGUCCUGAUCUGGAGACGCACUUCUGACUUGUGUUUUCUCACCAUUCUGGUGGAGAUCAUGAGGGCAUUUGUUCAGCAAAUCACAUGAAAUAGUUUUUAAAUAUGACCUGCUAGUCGAGUCCCUGUGAAGUCACAAUGGCUUGGGCACGCACCCUGAGCAGAGCAGCCGCUCAGGUGCUUUGCUGGCUGGGAACGGGGUGGUGUGGGGAGUCUCACAGCUAGUCUAUGCUAAAAGCACAUCUCAGCACCCUCCAGGCUAGUGUAGCCAUGCUAGCUGGGAAGAGAGUGGGCAAAGCCAAAGUGCAUUUCUUCAUUGUCCUGCUCUGCCCAGUCCUCACCACCUCAGGCAGCAGGACUGCAGCGCCAGCCCCUCUGCGCCAGCCAGGUGCUCCUCUAGCCACUGCAAGGGGAGUCCCAAAAAGCUUCUCCUUUCUUCUCGUGAGCUUGUAGUCCGCACUGCGUUCAAGCCAGCUGGCUUCAGUGCGCUCCUCACAAGAACUGAAGCAGGGGGAGCACAAUACAGAAAUUAGCCACAUCUUUUCUUCAGCACAGAACAUUACGUUUUUCUAGUAUAUGCUUGUUUGCGGGGAAGGCAUUCUCCAGAGUGUAUGCUUCAAAAGGUAGGAAGUUAAAUUGGAGUUCCUGGCCAUAGGAAGCAUUGACAAAUAAAAUUAAAAAAAAUUUUAAAAUCCUCCAUAUUUUAACACUUAAUAUUUUGAAAUAUUAAAAGAAAGCACCCAGUCCAAUAAAAAUGUCGGAAUAAGCAUCUUUGCUGUGACAACGUGGGGUUCUGGAUUAGACCCUAACUGGCCCAAACUCUAAUAGAACUCCCUACCUUUAAAAUAAUCUUUAUGAUUAGAUCAGAAAUGUUGCCAAGUCUAUGUAGCUUACAAAGAACUGCAGAGUUCUUCUAAGAUUUUGUCUCUUCUUGCUAUGUGGUGUUGGCUGACCAAGAUCUAAUAUUGAAUACCUGACUGUUUUAGUACCCUUUAUUCAGUGUUCAUGAUGUGACUUUUUAAAUGAAGUCUGUGAUUUGAUACCUAGCCAUUGUUCAAGUCAAUAUCCUUGGCUUCUGCGUUAUAGAGACAAGAAAACAAAACUUUUUGAACUUGUGUUACUGGCUUUUUGUAUGCGCUAAAUGGCCAUUUGUGAAACUUGACAGCAUAAAAUUGUACUACUGAUAGUAAAUGGGUUUUUUUUGCACUAGCCUUUGAGAACUGUAACACAUUUCAGUAUUUUUACAAUGUAUUCUCUAGAAAGUGUGAAUCUAUCUGUCAGUUCUGAAAAAAAUAUGUAACAAUGAAACCUCAAAAGAUGUUAUGAAGUGUACAGUUUGUGAUAAUUUUAUAUUUAAAAAGACAAGAAAAAGAAAAGAACUCAUUUGAA